AAAGGUAACAUUUUCCUGCAUGAUACUCCCAGAUACAAUAAUACAAAACUAAUGGUAAUCCAUUACACAGUGAGGACAGUAACUGACCCAUACUCAGAAUUUGUGCUCUGCAUUUACCCCAUCCAAAGUGCAUUUUAUGCUGCAGUGCCUGGAGAGCAGUUGGGGGUUCGGUGCCUUGCUCAAGGGCAAAUCAGUCAUGGUAUUGCUGGCCCGAGACUCGAACCCACAACCUUAGGGAUAGGAGUCAAUCUCUCUGACCACUAGGCCACGAGAAGAGAAGAGUAAUUAAAUGUUGUGUAAUGCAGUUCAAUACAGUUAUGCCAGAGAAACAUCUCUCACUGAAAACUUACCUAAAUGACACUCAUCUUGAUUAUCCUUGUCGACUUUGUUUCUUUCCACAAAUAUGACAUCUUUGUAUGCAACGUCCUUAGAUAUUUUUCUCAGUUUUUGAUUUGGAAAGGAUGCUUCUUAAUGCUUGUAUCAUCAAAUUAUGAAGUUAAUGAAAAGAUUAACUUCAUGUGGUCUUUGACAAAUUCAUUAUUAACAGUAUAAAUGUAACGCUUCAGAACAUUACGUAAGAGGACAGUGUGCGUGGCAGGGGGCUGAGGUGUGAUUGGUUGGUGGUUAAAGUAAGUAAACAAGCACCCAAAGUAAUGCAAUCCUAAAAUAUAUAAAACUCAAAAUGUAAUUUCCUUACCUAAAAUACAUAAUUUACAGUCACUGUCAAUGCAUAUCGAUCAACACAGAAUAAUCAAAUGUAAAAUAGUAUUGCAUAGUCUUCACUGUGUAAAUUAAAUAUAGAUUAUGGUGGUUCUUGUUAAACCUAAAAAUGUAUUCAGUCAAGAGCAGUGAGUUAUUUUCUUUCUUUAAUGAUCUUGGAUUGACAUUAAGGACACCGACACAGCCGUGCGCCAACUAUAAUCAGAUUCAUCACAACCUUUCUACUAGCGAUGGCCCUGGGUAGAAUGCAAAAUGUUUCAAUACAAGCAUUUCAGUCAAAUGUAAUCUAUGCAAUAUUUCAAACCCAUGGCUGACAGCUCAUGCUGGAGGAUUUGCUGCUCCACAGAUAUUGAGCUCAUUGACAAAUAUCUGAUCUAGCUUUACACAGCAUGCAUGAUGGUAAAAUGCAAAGUGAAAGUGAACAACGAGCGCUCAUUAUAACGAGAUUUAAAUACUCUGCAAAUUGUUAGCGGCUCCCUGAUGCCCGAAAAUUAUAUGCAAUAUUAGAAUAUUUGCUGGAGCACUGGGCACAAAAAAUAACGGGAGGGGGCGAUAAUGGUCAGAAAUUCACUGGGAGCAAGAUUUGGGUAUUGUUCAUUUUAAGAAUUGCUCUUUGUAUUUCCCAAACAUUUCCAAUGAGCGCAAACAACACAAGUGUGACUUGAACAAUGACCAAUACCAGAGGGUUAAAAAUUACUCUAUAAAGUACACGCGAGUGAAUACAUUUUAAAUUACAUUUAAAUGUGAAAUUGUAAUGACCUAUAUUAAAUGCUAAUUUAAUUGGUGCAUACAAUUAAAUGUUUAACAAGGAAUUAAUGUCAAAUUAACUAUGCAAUUGCAAAUCACUAUGAAAGCAUAGAUUAAAUGAUCGUUUAAAAACCUUUUAGACUUUUAUUUUGAAACGUGAUGAGUCGUUUGCUUUGGUCGCUGACUUCACUACAUAAAAUGGACAGGUCGGUCGCUAAUCCUUCUGUGUGGGACACACAACAACUGUAUAAACACCACGAGCAACGAACUGUUGCCCAAACACGCCCAAAAUACAGAGAGGGAAGGCGCCUCAAAGCUGUUAAGGUGUAUACCAUCAACUUGGAGUCUCGGUUUCUGUUAGUUCAAGGAGUGCCCGCUAUUGGAGUGAUGACCGAGCUGGUGCAGCUGUUCGCUCUGUAUGGAGUGAUCGAGGAGUACAGGGCUCUGGAUGAAUACCCAGCAGAGCAGUUCACCGAGGUCUACUUAUUUCAGUUCAAGAAACUGACGAGUGCAAGGGUAGCUAAACGGCACACUGAUGAAAAGAGCUUCUUUGGGGGUCAGCUGCACGUCUGCUAUGCCCCCGAAUAUGAAACUGUGGAAGAGACGAGGCAAAAGUUACAGGACAGGAGAAGAUAUGUUAACAGAGCAAGCCAAAAUACAGCAAAACAACACAAUCUGCAAUUAGAAGAAAACACAGUGUCUUCAUGCACCAAAACGCAAACAUCUGCAGCACCUGAGAUCCAGAAAGGCUCUGAAAAGGCCAGAAUGGAGAAUGUGAACCGUGACGACAUGGGCUUUUCUGUGCUGCCAUUAGCACCAGAGGACGAUGUUUCUUAUAGACUUCACGGUUUUGAACAGCCGUUACAGUUGCAGUGGACCACUGAUACAACAUUACCUACAGAGGAUAAGAUGGGCUCUCUACAUAAUGCCAUCCCUCCUGUCACAGAAAAAGAAACCAAGCAGUCUGCAUCUUGUAAAAAAGAGAGAGAUUUUAUUAAAAGACAGAAGAAUCUAUCACCAUCUAUCAGAUUUAUGCCAAGGACAACACAUUUAGAAAGUAGAAAAAGAAAGUUGGAGGGACAAGCGUUCUUUUUGAAUGAAGCAGCUGAAACGGAGACUCUGAUUGGUCCUAAAUUACCAGAGCUGCCCAAAGUAGACAUGGAGGAUCAUUCAUUAAAUGUAACCGCCAGUUUGAUCCGUCAAACAAUGAGUAAGGUUACAUCUGUUCCAGAGAUCAAACCUGUACAAGUGAAGACCCCUACAGUAAAGCCACGCAGAAGAAUUUAAUAAGACAAUCAUGGUCUUCGAUUGGGCAAUAUUUUAGAUAUUUAUUUCCAUUUCAGAAACAAGGAUUGUGUAACUAUCUUUUCUCUUAUUACUUAAUUUUUUUUCCCCAUAAAAAGCUGUGGUUCUUUUCAGUGUCCAUGUUGUUCCUGGAAUGCAUGUUGCUCAAAAGCCAGUAUGCUCUGCCAAACAAAUAAAAGAAGAUUUUAAGA
Carassius auratus (goldfish) is the source of this 2963-nucleotide messenger RNA. RefSeq names its product RNA binding motif protein 48 (gene rbm48). Gene Ontology annotation, molecular function: nucleic acid binding. The record is from RefSeq and is a predicted model, not a curated record. NCBI's taxonomy places the organism in Eukaryota, Metazoa, Chordata, Actinopteri, Cypriniformes, Cyprinidae. Bases 1627 to 2754 code for a protein of 375 amino acids. The transcript has 5 exons. Gene Ontology annotation, cellular component: nucleoplasm.